GGUGCGGCGGGAAGCGGGUGGGGCUGGCCCGCUCCGCUCCCUCAGGCUCCGCGGGGCUGCCGCGCUGCUCCUGCCCGCUCACAGGUGACGCAGGAGUGGGGACAGCCCAGCCGCCACCAUGGUUGCCCUCUCGCUGAAGAUCAGCAUCGGCAAUGUGGUGAAGACGAUGCAGUUCGAGCCCUCCACCAUGGUGUACGACGCCUGCCGCAUGAUCCGGGAGCGGGUGCCCGAGGCCCAGAUGGGACAGCCUAAUGAUUUUGGGCUGUUCCUCUCGGAUGAAGACCCAAAGAAAGGGAUCUGGCUGGAGGCUGGGAAGGCUCUGGACUACUACAUGCUUCGUAAUGGGGAUACCAUGGAAUACAAGAAGAAGCAGCGGCCCCUGAAGAUCCGCAUGCUGGAUGGGACAGUGAAAACAGUGAUGGUGGAUGACUCCAAAACUGUCACAGACAUGCUCAUGACAAUCUGUGCCCGGAUUGGCAUCACAAACUAUGAUGAGUACUCGCUUGUUCGGGAGAUUAUGGAAGAGAAGAAGGAGGAGGUUACUGGCACCCUCAAGAAGGACAAGACCCUGCUGCGAGAUGAGAAGAAGAUGGAGAAGCUCAAGCAGAAGUUGCACACAGAUGAUGAGUUGAAUUGGCUGGACCACGGCCGGACCCUGCGCGAGCAAGGCAUCGACGACAACGAAACGCUGCUGCUGCGGCGCAAGUUCUUCUACUCUGACCAGAACGUGGACUCGCGAGAUCCUGUGCAGCUCAACCUGCUCUACGUGCAGGCUCGUGACGAUAUCCUGAACGGUUCACACCCUGUCUCCUUUGACAAAGCCUGUGAGUUUGCUGGCCAUCAGUGCCAGAUCCAGUUUGGGCCAUACAACGAGCAGAAGCACAAGCCAGGCUUUCUGGAGCUCAAGGAUUUCCUGCCUAAGGAGUACAUCAAGCAGAAAGGAGAGCGCAAGAUCUUCAUGACCCACAAGAACUGCGGGAACAUGAGUGAGAUCGAGGCCAAAGUUCGCUAUGUGAAACUUGCCCGUUCCCUCAAGACCUACGGGGUCUCCUUCUUCUUGGUCAAGGAGAAGAUGAAGGGGAAGAACAAGCUGGUGCCACGGCUGCUGGGGAUCACCAAGGAAUGUGUGAUGCGUGUGGACGAGAAAACCAAGGAAGUGAUUCAGGAGUGGAGCCUGACCAACAUCAAGCGUUGGGCAGCCUCACCCAAGAGCUUCACCCUGGAUUUUGGAGAUUACCAGGAUGGUUACUACUCGGUGCAGACGACGGAGGGGGAACAGAUCGCCCAGCUGAUUGCUGGCUACAUAGAUAUCAUCCUGAAAAAGAAAAAGAGCAAAGAUCACUUUGGACUGGAGGGGGAUGAGGAGUCCACCAUGCUGGAAGACACUGUGUCUCCAAAGAAGGCCCCCAAGAGCUCACAUUUCCCCUCUGAAUAUUUCACGAGAGUCCUGCAGACGUUUGUGGCUGUUCCCACUGCCAUGGCUGCCUCGCUGACCCUUUCUGUCCCCUCUCAGGACAUGCUUAUGCAGCUGGCGAAGGCAGUGGCCAGUGCUGCUGCUACGCUGGUGCUCAAAGCCAAGAACGUGGCCCAGAAGACAGAAGACGCAGCGCUGCAGACACAGGUGAUCGCUGCGGCCACCCAGUGCGCCCUCUCCACCUCCCAGCUCGUGGCCUGCACCAAGGUUGUGGCUCCCACAAUCAGUUCCCCAGUCUGCCAGGAGCAACUGAUCGAGGCUGGCAAGUUGGUGGCCAAGUCGGCUGAGGGCUGCGUUGAGGCCUCCAAGGCGGCCACCAGUGAUGACCAGCUCCUGAAGCAGGUGGGGGUGGCAGCCACAGCUGUCACCCAGGCCCUCAAUGACCUGCUGCAGCACAUCAAGCAGCACGCCUUGGGCGGGCAGCCCAUUGGGCGCUACGACCAGGCCACUGACACCAUCCUCAAUGUCACCGAGAACAUAUUCAGCUCCAUGGGCGAUGCAGGGGAGAUGGUGCGUCAGGCUCGUAUUCUGGCCCAGGCCACCUCCGACCUUGUCAAUGCCAUCAAAGCCGAUGCUGAGGGAGAGACUGACCUGGAGAAUUCACGCAAGCUUCUGAGUGCAGCCAAGAUCCUGGCUGAUGCUACUGCCAAGAUGGUGGAGGCUGCAAAGGGAGCUGCAGCCCACCCUGACAGUGAGGAGCAGCAGCAGCGGCUGCGCGAGGCAGCAGAGGGGCUGCGCAUGGCCACCAACGCCGCAGCCCAGAACGCCAUCAAGAAGAAGCUCGUACACAAGCUGGAGCACGCAGCCAAGCAGGCCGCUGCCUCCGCCACCCAGACCAUCGCCGCCGCACAGCACGCCUCCUCCUCCAACAAGAACCCUGCUGCACAGCAGCAGCUGGUGCAGAGCUGCAAGGUGGUGGCAGAGCAGAUCCCAAUGCUGGUGCAGGGUGUGCGAGGAAGCCAGUCCCAACCGGACAGCCCCAGCGCCCAGCUGGCUCUCAUUGCUGCCAGCCAGAACUUCCUGCAGCCUGGUGGGAAGAUGGUAGCUGCAGCCAAGGCCACCGUCCCCACCAUCACGGACCAAGCCUCUGCGAUGCAGCUCAGCCAGUGUGCCAAGAACUUGGCUGCAGCUCUGGCUGAGCUCCGCACAGCUGCCCAGAAGGCUCAGGAGGCGUGUGGACCUCUGGAGAUAGACUCUGCACUGGGUCUGGUGCAGAGCCUGGAGAGGGACUUGCAGGAAGCCAAGGCAGCUGCCCGUGAUGGCAAGCUCAAGCCUCUGCCAGGAGAGACGAUGGAGAAAUGUGCCCAGGACUUGGGGAACAGCACCAAAGCCGUCAGCUCCGCCAUCGCUCACCUCCUGGGAGAGGUGGCCCAGGGCAAUGAGAACUACACAGGAAUCGCUGCCCGGGAAGUGGCCCAGGCCCUGCGCUCACUCAGCCAGGCUGCUCGUGGUGUGGCUGCCAACACCUCCGACCCACAGGCACAGAAUGCUAUGCUGGAGUGUGCCAGCGACGUCAUGGAUAAAGCCAACAACCUCAUCGAGGAGGCGCGGAAAGCAGUGGCCAAGCCUGGUGACCCAGAGAGCCAGCAGCGCCUGGCCCAGGUGGCCAAGGCAGUGUCACAGGCUCUGAAUCGCUGCGUUAACUGCCUGCCAGGGCAGCGAGACGUGGAUGCUGCCAUCCGCAUGGUGGGAGAGGCCAGCAAGAGGCUACUCGCGGAUUCGUUCCCUCCCAGCACCAAGAGCUUCCAGGAGGCGCAGAGCCAGCUGAACCGGGCAGCUGCAGGGCUCAACCAGUCCGCCAACGAGCUGGUGCAGGCAUCACGUGGCACCCCUCAAGACCUGGCAAAGUCCUCUGGCAAAUUUGGGCAGGACUUCAAUGAGUUCCUGCAGGCAGGAGUGGAGAUGGCCGGCCAGUCCCCGAAUAAGGAAGACCAGGCACAGGUGGUGUCGAACUUGAAGAGCAUCUCCAUGUCCUCCAGCAAGCUGCUCUUGGCUGCAAAGGCUCUCUCUGCUGACCCUGCCGCCCCCAACCUCAAGAAUCAGCUGGCAGCAGCGGCACGGGCCGUGACCGACAGCAUUAACCAGCUGAUCACCAUGUGCACCCAGCAGGCCCCAGGCCAGAAGGAGUGUGACAAUGCCCUGCGGGAGCUGGAGACGGUGAAGGAGCUGUUGGAGAACCCCACCCAGACUGUCAAUGACAUGUCCUACUUCAACUGCCUUGACAGCGUCAUGGAGAACUCCAAGGUGUUGGGUGAGUCCAUGGCUGGCAUCUCCCAGAAUGCCAAGAACAGCAAACUGCCUGAAUUUGGGGAUUCCAUCAGUGCCGCCUCCAAAGCUCUUUGCGGGCUGACAGAGGCAGCUGCCCAGGCUGCCUAUCUUGUGGGAGUCUCGGACCCCAACAGCCAGGCCGGACAGCAGGGCUUGGUAGACCCCACUCAGUUUGCCAGAGCAAACCAAGCCAUCCAGAUGGCCUGCCAGAACCUGGUGGACCCUGCCUGCACCCAGUCCCAGGUGCUGUCAGCAGCCACCAUCGUAGCAAAACACACCUCAGCCCUGUGCAACACGUGCCGCCUGGCCUCCUCCCGCACCGCCAACCCCGUGGCCAAGCGCCAGUUCGUCCAGUCGGCCAAAGAGGUGGCCAACAGCACGGCUAACCUGGUGAAGACCAUCAAGGCCCUGGAUGGCGACUUCAAUGAGGAGAACCGGGAGCGGUGCCGUGCUGCCACCGCCCCUCUCAUAGAGGCCGUGGAUAACCUGACAGCCUUCGCCUCCAACCCGGAGUUUGCCACCGUUCCUGCCCAGAUCAGCCCAGAGGGGCGCAGAGCCAUGGAGCCCAUUGUCUCUUCAGCCAAGACCAUGCUGGAGAGCUCUGCUGGCCUCAUCCAGACUGCCCGUUCUCUGGCUGUCAACCCCAAGGACCCACCGCAGUGGUCAGUGCUGGCUGGACACUCACGCACCGUCUCAGACUCCAUCAAGAAGCUGAUCACCAACAUGAGGGACAAAGCUCCAGGACAGCGGGAGUGUGACGAGGCCAUUGAGGUCCUGAACAGGUGCAUGCGGGAGGUGGACCAGGCCUCCCUUGCUGCCAUCAGCCAGCAGCUGGCACCCCGAGAAGAUAUCUCCCAGGAGGCUUUGCACAACCAGAUGAUCACAGCUGUCCAGGAGAUCAGCAACCUGAUUGAGCCCGUGGCCGGUGCGGCGCGGGCCGAGGCGUCGCAGCUGGGGCACAAGGUGUCCCAGAUGGCUCAGUACUUUGAGCCUCUCAUUAUGGCGGCCAUUGGUGCUGCCUCCAAAACGCCCAACCACCAGCAGCAGAUGAACCUCCUGGACCAGACCAAAACACUGGCUGAAUCCGCCUUGCAGAUGCUGUACACAGCCAAGGAGGCUGGUGGGAACCCCAAGCAAGCUGCCCACACCCAGGAGGCUCUGGAAGAGGCUGUGCAGAUGAUGAAGGAAGCGGUGGAGGACCUGACCACCACCCUGAAUGAGGCAGCCAGUGCUGCAGGUGUUGUGGGGGGCAUGGUGGACUCCAUUACCCAAGCCAUCAACCAGCUGGACGAGGGGCCCGUGGGUGAGCCGGAGGGCACCUUUGUGGACUACCAGACCACAAUGGUGAAGACAGCCAAGGCCAUUGCUGUGACUGUGCAGGAGAUGGUCACCAAAUCCACCACCAACCCAGACGAGCUGGGCAUACUGGCCAAUCAACUCACCAAUGACUAUGGGCAGCUGGCACAAGAGGCCAAGCCAGCUGCCCUCACUGCUGAAAAUGAGGAGAUCGGCUCCCACAUCAAGCGCCGGGUGCAGGAGCUGGGUCACGGCUGUGCCGCCCUGGUCACCAAGGCUGGAGCCCUGCAGUGCAGCCCCAGUGACGCCUACACCAAGAAGGAGCUGAUAGAGAGUGCACGCAAGGUUUCCGAGAAGGUUUCUCACGUGCUGGCAGCUCUUCAGGCUGGGAACCGUGGCACACAAGCCUGCAUCACAGCGGCCAGCGCUGUCUCUGGCAUCAUUGCUGACCUCGACACCACCAUCAUGUUUGCUACAGCAGGAACCCUCAACCGGGAGAACUCGGAGACCUUUGCUGACCACAGGGAGGGCAUCUUGAAGACAGCCAAGGCGCUUGUGGAGGACACCAAGGUGUUGGUGCAGAACGCCACGGCCAGCCAGGAGAAGCUAGCCCAGGCUGCCCAGUCCUCUGUGACCACCAUCACCCGCCUGGCAGAGGUGGUGAAGCUGGGUGCUGCCAGCCUGGGAUCUGAAGACCCAGAAACUCAGGUGGUCCUGAUCAAUGCUGUGAAGGAUGUGGCCAAGGCACUUGGGGACCUGAUCGGUGCUACCAAGGCAGCUGCUGGCAAAGCUGGGGAUGACCCUGCUGUCUACCAGCUGAAGAACUCUGCCAAGGUUAUGGUGACAAAUGUCACUUCCUUGCUGAAGACAGUGAAGGCUGUUGAGGAUGAGGCCACAAAGGGGACACGGGCGCUGGAGGCCACGAUAGAGCACAUACGCCAGGAGCUGGCAGUGUUCUCCUCCCCGGUGCCUCCUGCCAAGGUCUCCACCCCAGAGGACUUCAUCCGCAUGACAAAAGGCAUUACGAUGGCCACGGCCAAAGCGGUGGCCGCUGGCAACUCCUGUCGUCAGGAGGAUGUCAUCGCCACGGCCAACCUGAGCCGCCGCGCCAUCGCGGACAUGCUGCGCGCCUGCAAGGAAGCAGCCUACCACCCAGAGGUGAGCGGGGACGUGCGGCAGCGGGCGCUGCGCUUUGGCAAGGAGUGUGCCGACGGCUACCUGGAGCUGCUGGAGCAUGUGCUGGUGAUCCUGCAGAAGCCGACUCACGAGCUGAAGCAGCAGCUGGCAGGCUACUCCAAGCGCGUGGCUAGCUCUGUCACUGAGCUCAUCCAGGCAGCCGAGGCCAUGAAAGGGACAGAGUGGGUUGACCCAGAAGACCCCACUGUCAUCGCUGAGAACGAGCUGCUGGGGGCAGCAGCUGCCAUUGAGGCUGCAGCCAAGAAGCUGGAGCAGCUGAAGCCAAGAGCCAAGCCCAAGCAAGCGGAUGAGAGCCUGAACUUCGAGGAACAGAUCCUGGAGGCUGCCAAGUCCAUUGCUGCAGCCACAAGCGCCCUGGUGAAGGCAGCCUCAGCGGCCCAGCGGGAAUUAGUGGCCCAAGGAAAAGUGGGCGCCAUCCCCGCCAACGCAGUGGAUGAUGGACAGUGGUCCCAGGGUCUCAUUUCAGCUGCACGCAUGGUGGCUGCUGCCACCAACAACCUGUGCGAGGCUGCCAACGCGGCAGUGCAGGGCCAUGCCAGCGAGGAGAAGCUCAUCUCAUCUGCCAAGCAGGUGGCUGCCUCCACAGCCCAGCUCCUGGUGGCCUGCAAGGUGAAGGCUGACCAUGACUCAGAGGCCAUGAAGCGGCUCCAGGCUGCUGGCAAUGCUGUCAAGAGAGCGUCGGACAAUCUGGUGAAGGCAGCGCAGAAGGCAGCUGCCUUCCAGGACCACGAUGAAACGGUGGUGGUGAAGGAGAAGAUGGUCGGUGGAAUUGCACAGAUCAUUGCCGCCCAGGAGGAGAUGCUGCGCAAGGAGCGGGAGCUGGAGGAGGCACGGAAGAAGCUGGCAAUGAUCCGGCAGCAGCAGUACAAGUUCCUGCCCUCGGAGCUGCGGGACGAGGAGCAGAACUGAGCCGCACACCCUCCCGCCCACUGCACAGACUGCUGCCCGCCCGCCUGCCCGCUCCUAUUUAAGACGAACCGCCUCAAGCGAAGGGCUGCCUGGGCUAGACCAGAGCUCUGCCCGCACCCACGGCAACAGGACUAACCCAGCUGCCCCUCCAAGCCGGCGCCGCACCAGCAACUCCGCUUUGCUGCCCAGCCCACCUUCCCACGCACACCCAAGGCACAAUCAGAGCGCUCGGAGGGACUCCGUUGGGGUGGGAGCCGGGGCUGCACUGGCUCAGGGCUCACCUGCCAGCCCCGGGGUUUGGGCCCACAGAGCUCUCCACUGCAAGGGGAUAUUUACUUGUGCCUUCCUCAUUCCCAUUUGUGCCCCUUUCCUCUCUCUCCUCCACGCGGGAUGGGGAGCAGCAGGCGGCCAGCCCUCUCCUGUGCAAUGGUGUGCAGGGAGCAGCGUGGUCUGUCGCUGAGCUCCCGCGUGGAGCUGCCUUUCACCUCCAAUGCCUUAUUGCUGGCUGAACCUUCCUCUUCAGUUUCCCCGGGAAGCACGGAGGCUCCCCCACGAGCAUCCUCUUCAGCCCGAGCCCCUCUGGGGAGCAGCAGGGCUGGAAGCCACAGUGCCUCUGCUCAGGAUGGGGGGUGAUGAGUUUACCCCCAGAGCUGUUCUCUGCCUUCCCGUGGUGCUUCUCCCCACCCGUGGCCCCAGCCAGCUCUGCCUUCCUUCUUCUUCCCAAGUGCCUGCAUUGUUUUCCAAGAUCUACAGUAUUUUUGUAACUUUUCCAUUUCUCUAGUUUUGAGCCUGCAGCUUUCAAAGUUCAUAUAUUUCCCUGCCAGCUUGUGCCCUGCCCACUAACACCCAGCUCUCGCCGGGGUCCCGUAGCCCAGUAUCCCACCCCUCCUCGGCUCCGGGACCCCCGUCCCUUCCCCUUUGCACUUGCUGAGUCGUCUCUCACUAUUUUGAUACUUCAAGCAUCCCAUAUUAAACACUGAAGGAAACCAGCUCCCCCCGAGCCUCCGGGGUGGGGUGGGGGAUGCCAGUGUCUCCUCAGAAAGAUGCAUUCAUCAAUAAAAUCUGGUUUUCCUGCA
This is a messenger RNA of Empidonax traillii (willow flycatcher), 8220 nucleotides long. RefSeq names its product talin 1 (gene TLN1). The record is from RefSeq and is a predicted model, not a curated record. Lineage: Eukaryota; Metazoa; Chordata; Aves; Passeriformes; Tyrannidae. Gene Ontology annotation, molecular function: actin filament binding; integrin binding. Gene Ontology annotation, biological process: platelet aggregation. The transcript is spliced from 52 exons. The coding region runs from base 119 to 7144 and encodes 2341 amino acids. Gene Ontology annotation, cellular component: plasma membrane; cytoskeleton; focal adhesion.